Molecule: messenger RNA, 8472 nt
Organism: Crotalus tigris (Tiger rattlesnake)
Lineage: Eukaryota; Metazoa; Chordata; Lepidosauria; Squamata; Viperidae
Gene: CCDC171
Product: coiled-coil domain containing 171
Exons: 26
Coding region: 307-4287 (1326 amino acids)
Source: RefSeq, a predicted model, not a curated record
UUGCUCUCUAACCGGAAAUAGCCGUUGUAAAGUCAGUCUGAAGCUAGCAUGAAUGUCCGGGCUUUCCCGUUACUCUCUGGGUCCUAAAGCCCGCCCAGAAAAAGCCCGGUUUCUUGCAGAUUGUCCAUAUCCGAUAGUUUGGUGAUCUCAUGAUUGCUGCUUUCAAAUACAGGCGCGGCAGACAGGUUUUAAUGUGACUUCAAGAAGUGGGAAAACAAGUGAUGUUUGAAAUCUUGUGGUGCAAACAUAUUGCAUAUGAAAAUAGCGAUGUUUGUUCAGAGAACAUAAAGCAGAAAAUUAGUUGUAAUGGAUUCUCAAGUGAAUUACUCAGUGUCUGAAAUGAAACGGAACUUUGCAAAGACAUUUCUCCACAAUCAUAGUGAAGCUGAUGUGGAAACAAAGGAAGAUCUGAGAAGAAAACUCCAUCAAGCCAAGAAAGAGAAACUUGACAUAACUGCUAAACAUAAUGCAGAGCUAUCAAACUAUGAAAGCCAGAUUGCAAAACUGCGAGCGGAAGUUGAGAAGGGUGAAGCUGUCCGACAAAGCCUGGAGUAUGAAUUAGCUGUAGCAAGGAAAGAAGUUGGCAUAGAACGGUAUUCAUCAGAAGAAAAAUUGGGCGGAGCAAACAAACAAAUAGAACAGCUGCAAGAAACCAUCAGAGCUCUUCAGCAGAAAUUGAAUGAGGCGGAGAAAACAUUUCACAUCAAUAAGUGUCAAUGGGAUGAAAAACAGAGAAGAUUUAUCAAUGAGUUAUCAGAAAAAGAGCUGAUUAUUGGUACCUGCCAUGCUGAAUACGAAACCCUUUUGAAGGAAAGGAUGAGAUUGGAUGAUAUUCUGAAGGAGACCUUGGAAUGCCAGAAGGAACAGAAGAAUGUGAUAGAGUCAGAGAUCAUAAAAGUGGCAGAAGAAGAGUUUAGGUGUCAGGCAGAACACUGGAAAUCAGAAAGAAGCGAACUCCAAUUUUUAUUGCAGGAAAGCACCAGCACGGUGCAGAAUGUCCACAAAAAAAUGCAAGAGCUAGAAAGAGAACACAGUAGCUGUUCGGAAGCCUUGAAGCGACAGGCCAGCGAACUUCAGUUCGGCGCUGAGAGGGAGGCUCGACUUAGGAAAGAACUUGAGCUAGCUAUGGCCAGAGUAAAAAAACUGGAGGAAAACAUUGAGGCCGAGAGGGCGGCACAUCUGGAAUCCAAAUUUAAUUCUGAAAUAAUUCAGUUGCGGAUCCGAGACCUUGAAGGAGCUUUGCAAGUGGAGAAGGCCAGCCAAGCAGAAGCAGUUUCUGACCUGGAAAUGUUCAAAGGCAAAUUUAGAGAGGUGGAAAAUGCCUAUGAGAGAGAGAAGCGAAAUGCUCAUGACAGCCUGGAAAAAUUCGACAUGUUAGAAAGGGAGUAUCUAGCUGCAAACAAACAUCUAAACGAAGAGAUAGAAGAAAAGAAGAAAGUAAUUAAAGACCUCUCUGAGACACUCCAGGAUAAUGAAAAAAGUUACAAAGAAUUACAGGCUGAACUUUUCUUGACCAGGAAACGUCAGGCCUUCCUAGCAGAGACAUGUGAAAACAAUGUGAGAGAGCUGGAGUCACUUCUGGACUGCUUUACUGUGUCAAGCCAGUGGACAGCAGGCAUUCACAAGGACAAAGAUAAACCUCCCAGCUUCACUCUUGUCUUUGAGACUUUGAGGUGUACCUUGACAGAUUACCAGAACAAGCAGGAAGAGGCAUCUAAUGAGCUGGAGAAAAUAACAGUUCUUUCUGAGAAGAUGGCAAAAGAACUUGAGGCUUCCCAGAACCAGCUAAGAUCUCAAACUCAGGAACUUCAGGUAACACAUGACAGUCUCACUGGUACCAAGAAGGAGUUAAAUAAUCUGCAAACUAAGUGUGCAGACAGAGAAUCCUUAAUAGCUACAUUAAAAAUGGAACUACAAAACGUAUUGCAUUGCUUGGAGAAAGAGAAAGCGUGUUGUACAGAAUAUAAAAAUGAAAUUCAGAAACUCACACAGGCUUAUGAGAAGGAUACAGAGGAGAAGCUAACUUUCCUCCAUACUUUAUACCAGCACUUGGUAGCAGGCUGCGUUCUUAUAAAGAAAUCAGAAGGCAUCCUGGAUAAAUUCUCCUGGUCAGAGCUUUGCACAGUCUUGCAAGAAAAUGUUGAUACCCUGAUCUUAGACCUCAACAAGGCUAAUGAGAAGGUAUCACACCUUGAAUAUGUUUGUAAAAAUAAGUCAGAUACAAUGAAGGAGAUUCAGCAGACCCAAGAAGACACUUUGAAGAAAUUUGCAGAACAGAUGAAAGCUCAAGAAAGCUGUUGGUUAAAGCAGAAGAACGACUUGGAACAGCAAUAUUCUGGACUCCUUGGGGAAGUUCACACCAGGGCUCAGAAAUACCAAGACAUGGCAGAAAAAGCCAAAGACAAAUUCUCUGCUAUUGAAAAAGUCCAAGAGCAAUUACUCCUUGAGAAUUCACACCUUAAAGCCUUGUUGACGCAGACGCAGAAAGAACACAGAUCUCUGCUAGCCGCUUGUGCGCUGCUCGCUGGAGCACUCUAUCCCCUCUACGGUAGGUCCUGUGCCCUAUCGACCCAGAGGGAUGUUCUUCAGGAUCAGGUCAACACCUGUGACAUUUUCAAGCAAGAAAUCAGAACACUGGCCAGUGCAUUGUGUGAAACGGAAGAGAGGAAGCAAAGCAACAGCAAGUUGAAGAAGAAAAAGCAUUCCAGAAGCUGGAUACAUCUUUUCCGCAAAAGUGUUAUUGCAGUCCUGGCUGCCCACAGGCUUCAGAUUUUAGGCCAAUCAUGCAACUCCCUUUUCUCCUGGGUAGAUGAUGUCAGAGAAGGCAUAGGAAUCCCUGUCUGCAUUGGAGAUUCCAAGGAUGUGCACAAUCUGUCAAGACAACAAAAGGAGCAGAUUCGUUGCCUUCAAGCAUUCAGUUGGUUUACCAGUUGUGAACUUCUUACUGCAGUCCUUAGUUCUAUGGCUGAGCUACAAGAAGUAAUUAGCAAGGCAGAUAUGAAAUCCUGGCUUUCAGGACACUUGCUCACCAACGCAGCAAGGAAUUCAUUUUCAAAACUUAUGGAGAAACUUUGCACCGUGAUGGAAGUUACUCCAGUGGACAGCAGCCGGAGUAUGACUUAUGCAGAGAAAGACUCCUUGGUUCAAAGACUGGCUCGUGGACUCCAUAAAAUAAACGCACAGACCCUCGAAGCACGCAUAACUGACAGGACCCCUGCUACGAAAACCAUAGCAUCCUUGCAGAAGCAGAUAUUUGAAUUUACACAAAGGCUGCACACAGCAGAGGUAGAACGGCGGUCAUUGCGGUUGGAGCUCACAGAAUUCAAACGGAAUUUGAAUGAGAUGAAGAAAGAGGCUGACAAAGCCCAUAGUUUGCAAGAGCAAUUAUAUGUGUUUAAGCAAUCUAAAUUGAUCACCCACGAGAGGUUUGAAAGUGCAUGUGAAGAACUAAAUAAUGCAUUACUCCGGGAGCAGCAGGCACAAAUGCUUUUGAAGGAACAGGCGCAGCAGCUCCAGGAGUUGCAAUUUAAACUGGAAUUGCAUUCUUCGGAAGAGGCAGACAAAAACCAAACUCUCAGUGACGCUGUAAAGAGUCUCUCCGAGGCAAAGAUGGAGCUGAGGAGAAAAGAUCAAUCUCUGCGUCAGCUCAAUAGACAUCUUACCCAGCUGGAGCAGGACAAGCGUCGACUGGAACAGAGCAUCCACGAUGCGGAGAGUGCCCUCCGCAUGGCAGCCAAAGACAAAGAAUUAAUUGUUAGUCAUAUGAAAUCAGUGGAAUCUAUCUUUCAAAAUGUCAGAGAUCAGAUCUCGCUGUCAUGGACUACAGCAAGCAGGAAUGACUUCGCCCUGCAGCUGCCUAAGCUGCACCUGGAGACGUUUGCAAUGGAAGGGCUGAAAGGCAGGCCAGAGGUUACAGCAUUCCAGGCGAUGAUUAUAGGUUUCAUAGAUGUCUAUCAGUUUGCAUGCUCCAGAGUCUCUGCAUUAGAACGAGAAAUAACAUCCCAUCGGCAUCACAUUGCAACCCUGAAAUCAGAACUUCAAACUGCUUGUCUUCGUGAAAAUGAAAGCUUACACUCAGAUUCACGAAAUGCUUCAAGCAUCCUUACUGUGUCAAGCUCUUUACCCCAGCUAGAUCAAGGCUGUCUUCCAGGAUUUUUGCCACUAAAGUCCGACUCAGAUUAUGAUCUGCCUUUUACCUUGGCACAUAAUAGACCUCCAAUCUCAUCAUCCUUUCCUUCAAACCUACAUGUCACGUCUGCCAAAAGAGCAAUGCCAAAUGGAUGUUAGAAUCUAGUCAUUUUGUAAGCAGCUGAAAGAGAAUUAAUUAAAGUCCGAUUUUAUUAGGAUGUUCUUAGCCUUUGAAUUGAAGUUUGCUCUCUAUGCAUUUCUAUGGCAUUAAUUUUAUAUUCUUCACCAGAGGAAGGAGGGGGCCAUGUUCCUAUGUGCUGCAUAUCCCAUGCCCAGCGUAACAGAAGGGUCAUUUUAAAAAAAAAAAAACGAAAAACUUUUUAUUUAUCAUAGUAGCUCAUUUUUAUGUAAUAUAUUUUUAAAUGUUAAAGAAUGACACAUUUGGGGUAAUUUUCCUCAGACUUUAAAAAAAAAUCAAUAAGCCAUUUUAUUCUCUAUCUAUCAAAGUUGUUUCAUACUUGUCUAUUUUAAAACAGGGCUGCAAUACUUUAAUAGGAUUGAGAGAGCUAUUUGAAAUGUAUGCCAAUGAUUCCUGUCAUUUCAUGGCAGCCCUGCCAUGGUUCACUGAGCCCUCUCUUCUCUCUUGUCAGCUCAACUGAAGACAAGCAUUUAGUUGCAAACUUUAAGCAGGUUGUGCAAAACAGAAAUGAUGUGACUGCUUCUCCUCCUGCACAAUUAUGUCACUCCUGGUCAAUGUGAGAAGGUCAGGUUGCCCCUUGUAAAGCUACAUGAUACCACUUGCCCAUUUGAACAAGUUAAGUGCAGAAUCCGGUCCCUGACGGCCCCCUUUUUAUCAAGUCUGCAUUUGAUCAGGAAGUAAAAACAAUGGUGUAAGGAGAUUUGGAGAGGAUGUGAUUAUGUGCUUUCAUAAGGGCAGUUCUCCAGCCAGCAUUGCAGGUAAUAAAUUUAGUCCGAGUUUCAAGACUUUAAAGUAAUGGCUGCUCUGACCUUCAAAAAUAAGCUCCUUUCUUUGUUGUGUUGUUGUUGGUAGGACCCAAGAGUGACGCCCAUCUUUGAUGCUGACAGAAUUUAAAACAAGGCCAUUGCCCUGCAUUUUCUGCCUUGUAGCACACAAAAGUAAAAUUGUAUGUCAGGCCAAGAUGUCGGGGAGCUGACAAGAUGCCCCAGUGACAUUUCAGCUGGAAAGAGCAAGUGUCUUGCAACCAAGUGGUCAAAUAUCAAAUAAUAGGUCAAGCAGGAAGGAGCUGAGUUCUAACCACAAAGAGGUUUCUGGUAACUUACUUGACAAGCUUUUGGGCGCUUUGUGGCUUGACAAAGUGAUAUUCUGUUGGGUAUCGCUAGACAGUCUGUUCUUUAUUGCCUUCAGAAGAUCAGACAUUGACAUUGAUUAAACUCUUUAACCCUUAAAGGUUAAAUUCUGGCUGUACGCAUCAUUGUGAAGAAAGAACAAAAGAAAUUUUGUAAUAUAUACCAUUUGUUAUGGUAUUAAUCACCCCUACUCCCCAGCGCCAUUAACAUUUGAUGUGUGAUGUAGUUUUUGACAGGGUUAUUGAAUGCAAAAUCUAUAUGUUAGAUUGCUUCUCAUUAUAGAUCAGAGAUACAUUAGAAAAAUAACAUUGUGCUUGGUGGAAUUUGUAAUUUCUCAUGCUUUGAUAAGAGUAGGGUUUGAUUCCAUAAACCUGACUGCUAACAUUUGUCUUUGUCCUAUCAUCCCAGAAGACAUAAAUUUGCAUAUGUAAUACACCUACCACUCUCAGUAAAAUCAUGUAAAUUCCUGACUGGUAAUUCCAAAGCCACUCCGUGGAACUUUGAAAUUUUUUCAAGUAUUUCUUAUUUUAAGUUUUCAAGAGGGUUUUCAUGCCUGCAGUUGCAACUGUGCUCAUUUAAAAACGAGCAAAUCAUUUUUGUAAGAGGUACUCUCUUCAUAGCAUGUUAUCUCUGGUUUAUUUAAGACAAUAUUUUUUUUUUCCUUCUGACUAUUUCUACCAAGAGAAAAACCGGAAAAAAAGUAACAUGUGUUAUUCCAAUCAGAGAUUGCUUAUCUUUUCCAUAUGAAAUUUUAGCAUGCUUUGUUUUGUGCUGUUUUUUGUUUUUUUUUAAUCACAGUACACACUUAGGCUUUUUAAAAAGAGAGAUAAGAUGGAAAUCUGAUGAUUUGCGUAUCAGCUGUAUAAUAAGUCACAGUUUGAGAUUAAAAUCAACAUAAAUAAUUUAAACAUUAUUGGUUUUAGAGAAUUGGAACAGAUCUGAUUUGAUUUUUUUUUUUAGUUACAGAGCACUGGAAAUUCAUAAAGGAAUGUAUAGAUAGAUCUACCUUUUACAAGCAAUGAGUCUUAAUGUUUUUAAACAGAGAGUUUUCAAAGCAGGCUGAUCACAGCUAAUAUUAUCUGGAAGUAGUUACGGCUACAUUACAGAGCAGAUAUGAGAGCAGCAAUCUUAGAUCUUUUUAUCUCAACAUUUCCCAAGGAAACAGUAUAUACCUACCCAGAGUAAAAUUUGUUCCCAUUGCUUUAUUCCCUGCUGCUCACAGCCAUGUUUUCUUACCAAAUUAGAAUUUGCACAGUUCUGCUUAUAUUUGCUAUUUAUACAAAAUAUACCUGUAUUCAUGAAUUCAUGUAUAAAAUUCUCUCUCCCAAUAUUUUUCCUCUUUUCUGAUCUCAGCAUUCUGAUCAACAUUCAGGAGGGGCACUUGUGUUUGUGUGUGCGCGUAGAGGUCAAGCUUUAUUAGCUCCACAUUUAGAAAUCUAAUUAAUUACAACUGUAGCCAAUGUAAUGAAAUCACAAUUCUAUCAUCAAACUUCCCUUAAUCCAUGACAUGCUUAGAUGUUUAUACCGUCAGUGAUGAUAUUCAGAACUUAUCAACCCUGUGAAUAGAAAACACAUGUAAAAUUAUUAAAUGAACCACUACUAGAUGUCACUGCACAGAGAAAUAUUCAGGCAAGUAGAGGAAUCAGGUCCACAGAAUCUGACAGUUUGGCUUAAAUAACAAAUAACAGUUUGGCGUGUCACAACAGCAUAACAUAAGCGCUAUAGCUUUUCCAUUAUGAUAUCAGGAGCAUGUGCAAAAAGUGGCAGAGCCUACAGCAUGAGACUUAUUUUGUCCAUUUCCUCAGAUAUAUAUUCUCCUCAUGCCUUCAAGAUGAAUACGGGUAUAUAUUUAAUUCUGCUUGUGGAGAUUUUGAUGCUCUUUCAACUCUUAGUAUCUCAGGUCUAACUGCUACAAGAGACGUGUCUCUAUGGUGUACUUUCAAGAAAUCUUGCUAACCAAUAGUAAAUUAUUGCAUUUCGUUUCUUCAUUGCCCAUGUUAGCUUGUACAGUGUAUCAAAUGAAUGGCACAGUAUAAUGACUUGGCACAUCCCCCUGUUUGCAUUGGCUGUUUGAUACUGAGAUAAAGCCGAAAUGAAAAUACUCAUCCAAUCUUUUUGUCAAGAAAAGCAUUUCCUUGUCUUGUCAGGUUUUUUUCUUCUUUGUGACAGUAGCAUAACUUAUAUGCUCUAUCAUCCAAAGAUAGGUUACAUUUUUAAAAAGUAUAUAAAGCAGAUUUACAAACACUUUUUAAUGAAAUUUUGUUCUGGCCAUUUCAGUGGACAUUUUUUCUUCAUGUAUUACGUAAUUAAUAGUACUUACGUAAAUUAUAUACAAUGUGAAGAUGAAAAAUGAUAUAUUUUUACAAAGAAGCAUUCGUUUUUCAAAGUUGUACUUAACGCACUCCACCAAAACGAACCCAGUUAAGUUUUAAUAAUUGAAAUUGAACAAGAGUUAUAUCUAACGUCUAAGCUCAUUCUAUAUCCAGUUUAUCUACCUACUACAAAACAAGUAAUGGAACAUGUUUUUGAAGCCUUCUCAGCCACAGCUUCCAUAAAAUCUGUUAAUAUCAUGGCUCUAUUUUAUGUCAACUGGCGUGGCCCAACUGACAUCAUUGUAAUAUUUACUAGAAUUUUCAGAACAUUUUUAAAAAUAUUUUGAAAUUAACAUCCCUAUUUUAGUUGACAAUAACCUCUCCAUACCUUUAUUUAAUUUUUAGGUUUGAGCUACAUAAGAUUUUAACCUAAAAGGCUUUGCAUUUUGAGGAGCUCCUUAACUUUCUAUUGAAAUUACAAACACACAUAGUAAAGAAACAAAUAUUAUUGUAUGUCCCAACAUGGCAGUGUAUUAGCACCACGUGAAUUGUAAAUUUGGGGGCUGAUGAAGGAAAGUAAGCAGAAUGGAAGAGCAUUUUAAGGAAGUAGAUUUGACCAUAUUAUACCUCUACCAAUCUUAGCAGUGUAUUAGGUUGGAUUUAGCACAAAAGUAGGCUUGAAAUAAAGUAAUUUUUAUUCUAA